CACCGGGGCGGACGGGCUGGGAGGUGGCCUGAGCCGGUGCAGGGGCCUGGGGGCUGGGGCUAGGUUUGUGUUCGGGUCCCAGACGAGGCGGAACCCGGGGUGUGGGCGGGACGGAGCAGAGCUGGAAAUGGGGCUCAGUGAAGCGGGGAGCACACCCUGAGUGCGUCCUGCGUGCGGAGAGCUCUGAGGGCGCCGGAGCCGAAGGCAGAGGAGUGAAGUCAGGGCUGAGUGGGCGGAAGAGAGCCUGCGCUGAGCAGACAUGGCCACUUACCGCCCGCUAGGACACGUGCAACUGCCCCGAGCUGAUGCCAUUCGUUCUCGUCUCAUUGACACUUUUUCUCUCAUCGAGCAUCUGCAAGGCUUGAGCCAAGCUGUGCCACGGCACACUAUCCGAGAGAUACUUGAUCCUGCCCAUCAGAAGAAACUUAUGUUGGUAGAUCAGCACCAGCUUGUGCGUUUCUCUAUAAAGCCUCGUCACGUAGAACGGAUUACACACAGCCAGAGGCUGAUGAGCAGGUUUCAAGUGCGCUGCAGUCAGAGACCACCUCUUUCUUUGUGGGCUGGGUGGGUCCUUGAGCGUCCUCUCUUCGCAAACUUCAUCAUCUUCCUCAUCUUUUUGAAUACAAUUGUACUGAUGGUUGAAAUAGAACUGCUUGAAUCCUCAAACACCAAACUGUGGCCCAUGAAGCUGACUCUGGAGGUGGCAGCUUGGUUCAUCUUAUUUAUUUUUAUCUUAGAGAUCCUCCUUAUGUGGAUGUCAAGCUUUUUUCUCUUCUGGAAGAAUGCCUGGAAUGUCUUUGAUUUUGUUGUUACCAUACUGUCCCUGCUUCCUGAGGUUGUGGUGCUGGUAGGGGUAACAAGGCAGUCUGUAUGGCUCCAGUUGCUGAGGAUCUGCCGGGUGCUAAGGUCUCUCAAACUCUUUACACGAUUUGCUCAAGUUCGAGUCAUUAUUUUGGCCCUGGCCAGGGCCCUCAAGAGCAUGACCUUCCUCUUGAUGUUGCUGAUCAUCUUCUUCUACAUUUUUGCUGUGACCGGUGUCUACUUCUUCGAGGGUUACACCCGUUCAACUCACCCGGACCUGAAGUACCACAUGUUCUUCUCGGACCUGCUGAAUUCCCUAGUGACUGUGUUCAUUCUCUUCACCAUGGAUCAUUGGUAUGCACUGCUUCAGGACACCUGGAAGGUUCCUGAAGUCAGUCGCAUCUUCAGCAGCAUCUAUGUCAUCCUUUCAUUAUUACUUGGUUCCAUUAUCUUUCGAAACAUCAUAGUAGCCAUGAUGGUUACUAACUUUCAGGCUAUCAGGACCGACCUGAAUGAGGAGAUGACACACCUGGAGGUUCAGCACAAAGCCGACAUAUUCAAACGGCAGAUUAUCCAGAGGAGACAAAACCUGUCCCCUGAGGCACUGAGGUCAAGCCUUAGCAAAAUGGAUACCAGAGAUAUCAAUCAACAAGCGGAAUCUUUGGACUUAUCAGAAACAUUUAAAGAAGAAUCUGAAACCGGUGUCACUGAAGAGGAUUUAAGAGCAUCUGAGUCAAAAACAAAAGACUCUUCAUCAAAAAAGACAAAAUCCACAUCUUCCUCUUCUUCCUCCUUUUCCUCUUCUAAAUCCAGAGAGGUGGACUCUAUUGGUCAGUUGGAUUGGGAGACUCAUGUGCACCAGAAUCUGCCUGGGCUAAUGGACAUGGAUCAGGAAGAACGUGUUGUUUGGCCUAGAGAUUCACUCUUCCGAUAUUUUGAAUUGCUAGAAAAGCUUCAGUAUAACCUAGAGGAGCGUAAGCGCUUGCAAGAGUUUGCAGUGCAGGCACUGAUGAACUUAGAAGACAAGUAAAGCCGACGAUGGAUGGCUUUGGUAUCUUUGGCAACAGAUAAUGAAGGGAACAGUUGGAAAUGGAGAAUUCAGGGUGUAAAUGUUUAAUAAAUACUACUGAUAAUUGCUUAGUGGCCUGUCUCUGAGACAUAAGGGGUACUGAAAGGUAUAAGAUUAGGUGAAAAAGUUAGUUUAAAUGCCAGUGGGGCCUGUGGUCCUUGGCUUUCUACACUUUCCACAGCUACUCAGACUGACUCUUUCCUUGACUUUGUAACUUCCUACCCCACUUGAAAACUCUACUUCCUGAUAGAGUCCUAAUUUUACCCUCUCCUUCCCUGGUGGGUACAGGCCUCUGUGGUGGGGAUUUGGGGUAAGGAGAUCCCUGGAACUGUUGAUGUAACUAAUGAGAACUAUUAUUCCCAUUAUUUAAGAAUAUUGCUUCUCCUGUGUACCAUUAACUUUUUUUUUUCUUUUUUCUUUCUAUGGAGGUGCCAGGGAAUGAACCUGGGGCCUCGUGCAUUAACUUUCUUAAACUAGCUUUUUUUUGUUGCCCUGGCUGGUGGAUUGAGCACCGGCCUACAAAGCAAAGGAUCGCUGGUUCAAUUCCCAUUGAGGGCACAUGCCUGAGUUGCAGGCCAGGUCCCCAGUAGGGGGCAAGCCAGA
Messenger RNA from Phyllostomus hastatus (greater spear-nosed bat), 2473 nucleotides. RefSeq names its product cation channel sperm associated 2 (gene CATSPER2). The record is from RefSeq and is a predicted model, not a curated record. Gene Ontology annotation, biological process: transmembrane transport; flagellated sperm motility; fertilization. Lineage: Eukaryota; Metazoa; Chordata; Mammalia; Chiroptera; Phyllostomidae. Gene Ontology annotation, cellular component: membrane; CatSper complex. The coding region runs from base 260 to 1831 and encodes 523 amino acids. Gene Ontology annotation, molecular function: calcium-activated cation channel activity. The transcript is spliced from 13 exons.